Closterium sp. Yama58-4 is the source of this 1884-nucleotide messenger RNA. NCBI's taxonomy places the organism in Eukaryota, Viridiplantae, Streptophyta, Zygnematophyceae, Desmidiales, Closteriaceae. The record is from the annotation of a GenBank genome assembly.
AUGGCGCUCCUCCUUCCCGCGACGUGCGGUGCCCACAUCGUCGCAGGCCUUCCUCCCCUCCGCAGACCGACGCGCUCCUCGUCUCACCGCGCUGCACCGCGCCAUUUCAGUGCGCUAACUGGCAGAACUGUUCUUUCCCACGGGACGAACCCGAGCGCUUAUCAGCUCGCGUCGCUCGUUCCGCUGCCGCUAAUCGCCCACGCAGCAGCCGCGUCAGCGAAGCUUCAGCGAAACGCCGCGCUCAAGUUGCGCGCCGUCGCUCGCCAAACAGAAGCGUCGCAGGAUAUCCCGUCAGAAUCGUCGCAGGCGAAUGCGUCGCAAAGCAGGCCAGCCUCCUUCACUUUUAAGGCGGCUUCGGCGGCUGUAGCUGCAGCUGUAGCCGCCGCUACAUCCGCGUUUUCCGCAUUCACCGCUCCUGCGGCGCUCGCCGUCGAUUCCGACGCGCUCUCCCGCUACGAGCAAAUCGCCGGCAAGGCCGUGCAGCGCUCCGUCGUUACAAUCACUUCCGCUGCCGCCACUGGGCCCGUCAAUGCCACGUCGGCUGGGGAGGCCGCCGGCGCUGCCGUCGCCGGGUCCGCCGCUGGGGAGGCCGCUAGCGCCGUUGCUUCCGCCGUAUCUGACGCCGUCUCUGCCGCCGCACCUGCCGCCGUGACUGAAGCCGCGUCGGCUGCCGCCUCUGCCGCCACUUCCGCCGUCACUUCUGCAGCGGCUGGAGUCGCCGACCUGUUCACCAGCGCCGUCCCCGCCGCCGCUUCCGCCGCCGUAUUUGACGCCGAAGUGGCCCUCGCUUUCGCGGCCGCAGCGGGAGCGACGGCGCUGCUCGCGGGGGCGUUCUCGUUUCUCACGCGGAAGCAGUAUGCGGGCGAUUUGACCCCAGAAGCAGCUCUGGAAAAGGUGCUCGAAGCGCCUGGGGAGGAGUGGGAGGAAGAGGGCGAGGCUGUCGUUCUUCUCGACAUUCGCGACGGCAAGGAGAAAAGCCGAUCGGGUAACCCGACGCUGAAAAGCUCGCCGAAACGACUGGUGGCCGUGGCGUAUCGCGAAGACUCUCUGAAGCGGAAAGCAGAGGAGGGCGAGGGGGACGGGGAGGACGACGACGUGAUUGUUCUGGGUGAUAUUAAAGAGGGGUUCGUCGAAGCGGUUAAGGAGGCUAAAGCCGUCUCGGAUGGAUCGACAAUCAUCGUUAUUGAUAAGGCCGGGGAGGACGCCGUGGAUGUUGCCAAGGAGCUGACGUCAGCGGGCUUCAAGAAUGUCUUCGCCGUGGCUGGAGGAGCUGACGCGUGGCAGGAGGCGGGGCUGCCGUGGAAGAAACCGUUUCUCCCCUCACUCCCCUCACUCCCCUCACUCCCCUCGCUCCCCUCGCUCCCCUCGUUGAACCUCGGAAUCAACCUUGAAGAGUCUGUUUCUACAGUGAAAGAGGUCUUCACCACUGUAGAGAGCGGCGCAUCAACAGCAGCGUCAGCGGCGGCAUCUGCUGCUCCUGCAGCUCUCGGCAUUCUCGCUGCUGCUGGACUCUCCGUGGCCGUGCUGGCAGAGGUUGCAGCACUCGGCAUUCUCGCUGCUGCUGGGCUCUCCGUGGCUGUGCUGGCAGAGGUGUGUGGUGCAGCACUCGGCAUUCUCGCUGCUGCUGGGUUAUCCGUGGCCGUGCUGGCAGAGGUGCGCGUUCACUCGUGGGUGACUGGGUUUGGUUUAUUGAAGGGUGCGUGGGAUGGGCGGGAUGGGGGGGAUGGGGAGAUGGCAGUGCAGCUCUCCGCAUCCUUGCUGCUGCUGGCCUCUCCGUGGCCGUGCUGGCAGAGGUGCGCAUGGGGUAAUGCGCAUGGGGUAAUGCGCAUGGGGCAAUGCGCAUGGGGUAACAAUGCGCAUGGGGUAACAAUGCGCAUGGGGUAA